AUGGAGGGCCUCCAGCAGCGAGGCCAGAGCACCUUCCUGGUGGGCCGCCGCAACCCCCCGACUCUGCACAUGGUGCUGGAGGCGCUGCAGGCCGGGGAGCAGAGCCGGGGCAUGUCGGUGGUGGCCAUCAAGCGCUACAUUCUGCACAAGUACCCAACGGUGGACGUCACCCGCUUCAAGUACCUGCUGAAGCAGGCCCUGGCCACGGGCAUGCAUCGCGGCCUCCUCACCAGGCCGCUCAACUCCAAGGCCAAGGGGGCCACUGGCAGCUUCAGGUUAGUUCCUAAGCACAAGAGGAAAAUCCGGCCCAGGAGGACGGCUGCCUCGGUGGCCCCCAGGGGAGCUGGGGAGGCCAAGGAAAAGGUCCCCAAGAAACCAAGGGCGGCAGAGAAGGGCCCUCCCAGCUUGGGCAAGGUGGAAAAGGCAGCCGAGAAGCCUGGAGAGAUGAGGAAGGCACCUCCCAAACCACGUGCAGCCAAGCAGAAGGCCCCCAAGAAAGGCAACAAGGCCAAGGACAUCGAGGCAAAACUGGUCGAGGCUAGGAAGGCCCCCCCAAAGCCAGACAAGACCACACUGGCCCCUUCCAGUACCAGCAGGCUCAACAGAAAGUCAAAGGUCGAAGGCAGUAGGAACAGCCAAGGAGAUGCCAAGGCCCACAGGAAAAUCAGAUCUGAGAGUAGGAGUUCAAAACCCACAGCCAGCAAGGCCAAGAAUGGGGCUGCUCCCCCAACCAGGAAGAAGAUGGUGGCCAAGGCCCCUCAAGGGGCAGAUGCCCAAGGGUCUAGGGAGGGACCAAACGCCAGGGCAGCUCUUCCUGCUAAGGGCAGUGGCUCCAAGAUGGCACCUGCACGCUUGGCCACGAAGAUGGAGGACCCCAUGGGCCCAAGAAAGCCUGGGCAGCCCAUGGAGGCCUCGGCAUCCAAGGUGCUUAGCAAGAGGGCCGAAGCCUAG
This is a messenger RNA of Propithecus coquereli (Coquerel's sifaka), 951 nucleotides long. Its product is annotated as histone H1oo. The coding region runs from base 1 to 951 and encodes 316 amino acids. The transcript has 5 exons. Lineage: Eukaryota; Metazoa; Chordata; Mammalia; Primates; Indriidae. Gene Ontology annotation, molecular function: DNA binding. Gene Ontology annotation, biological process: nucleosome assembly. The record is from RefSeq and is a predicted model, not a curated record. Gene Ontology annotation, cellular component: nucleosome.